Molecule: messenger RNA, 1945 nt
Organism: Marasmius oreades (fairy-ring Marasmius)
Lineage: Eukaryota; Fungi; Basidiomycota; Agaricomycetes; Agaricales; Marasmiaceae
Exons: 10
Coding region: 527-1945 (472 amino acids)
Cellular component (GO): periplasmic space
Molecular function (GO): lyase activity
Source: RefSeq, a predicted model, not a curated record
UUCUAUCGCGUCGGAUCCUAAUCGAAGUCCUACAAGAUUAGUCCCAUCAGAAGCUCACGUCUAGGUGAUAUUUUUCAAGCUUUUCGUUCAAGUUUCGUUGAAGAUCCGAUUCCUGUACGACCCUAAAUGAAAUUCCUCAGGAUCCGGUUCUUCAAGUCAUUAAAAGUCUGAAGUUCUGGUAGGAGUUCCCGGUGGCUCACGAGUUCUGCGAUUUGCCAAGCCCAGGCCUAUCAGUCUCUCCUAUGUUCGACUCCUAAUGCAGACGGUACUUAUACCGAUAUGACUGCAUCAAAUGCUUCCUCGGAUACAUCGUUGCGAACAACUCGUGCUGUACCUGAGAGUUUGGUAACAAGAACUCGGGAAACGCAAAGUUAUCGUCGUUUCACUGGUGCAAGCUAUUGAUAUCAGCUUACCCGAAUUUCUGGGAUUUGAACAAUUCGCGACCGUCUUUUCUACAUGAAAUUGAUAUAUGGAUUGUGAUGAUUCUUAAGGACAGAAUGUCUCCAGCCCUUUCCUGCGAACAACCAUGUUUCAUGACUCCUUCCGCUCGACGCUAUUGCUCACACUCCUGACUAUUUACUGCGUUCAAGUGCGUGCUGCUUCAAGUUACAUCAAUGACUUCGUCGACCCCAAGUUUAUUGCUGCUAAACAAUUCGACAUUCGCACUAAUUGGGCGGGGAUAACGAUCUUGAGAUGGGCCACCGAGUUUUCGAAGAAAGGACCUUGGUCCGUUACGAACUCGACCGUCAUCCCGCCCUCGGGAGACAGACAUGACUAUAUGAGCUGGAUGUCGAACGCAUGGCCAAAUUGCACCGCAGUGAACAAUGCGACUUUAACAGAAGAUAAUAGAUGGAAGCUUUGCCCUUACGUCCAUCGAAACGAAGUGAAUCCUGAUACGGUCAAAGUCAAUGCCGCCAGUAAAUAUGCAUUCAACCAACUCGCCGACGCAGUGCUCUACAAUUCCAUUGCUUCGGUAAUCGCCAGAGUCAACAACGACAUGCAUGCAAGGAACGCCGUAUCCCAUCUACAGACUUGGUUUCUGGACCCCGAGAGGAGAAUGAAUCCUAACCUGAACUAUGCUCAAAUGAAGCGAGGUCCCAAAGGUCAAUUAGGUCAUUAUGGGGGAAUAAUGGAGUUAAGAGCGUUCGUAAAGAUUGCAUCUGGGAUAUCAAUCCUUAGGGAAAGCAGAAACUCUAUCUACACCCCAGUUAUCGACCAAGGUAUGAUAGAAUGGUGCAAUCAGUACCUCCGAUGGUUAAGGACAAGCGUUCAGGGUGUCCGAGAAAGCUCGUCAUUGAAUUACCAUUCAACCUUUUAUUCCGCACAGUUAGCGGCGUUGAAACUGAUAGUUAAUGACCGACAAGGCGCAAUCAACACAAUCGACACUUUCUUUCACGAUAAAUUCAUGGCUCAGAUCGACAGCACAGGCGAACAACCUUUGGAGCAGAAUAUACCUCAAGCCCAGCGUCAUCGCACGUCCAAUCUUGCGGCCCUCGUGUCCCUAGUCAGGAUGGCCAAAUACGCAAAUCCCUUGUCUGGUAGUUACUGGAAUGUAACCACCAGUCAGGGUGGGACUAUCCAAUCUGCUCUUGACUUCGCCAUGAUACAAGCAGCCAACCUUAACAACAUUACUGACAGAUCCGGGGACAUACGCCAUUUGGAACCCUUAGUGGCCGCGGUGGCCUCUACGUUCGGUGAUCCUGACAAGAAGUACGAGACGUUCUUGUCACAGGCUGACCCGACUUAUGCACGGAAACCUUACUUCUUCUGGAAUCAACCCCUUUCUGGUGGUCCGUCUGAAGAUCACGAUAGAAUGAAUGGGACAGGUCGCCCGCGGGCUUUGAAUGGCAGUAGCAGACUUAUCGGUAUAGGCCAGGGUGCCUUAGUUCUCGUUGGCCUUUCAAGUGUUCUACUAGUAGCAAUGGAGUUAGUUUUGAGUACAUGA